Molecule: messenger RNA, 714 nt
Organism: Psammomys obesus (fat sand rat)
Lineage: Eukaryota; Metazoa; Chordata; Mammalia; Rodentia; Muridae
Gene: CUNH13orf46
Product: chromosome unknown C13orf46 homolog
Exons: 8
Coding region: 1-714 (237 amino acids)
Source: RefSeq, a predicted model, not a curated record
AUGGAAAAGGAUCCAAUCACGCACAGGAGGCACAGGCCUGGGCCUGGAGCCCUACCCUCAGGACUAAGCCCUGGAUACCUCAAGGUGGCCUGUGAUGGGGCUGAACUGCAGAGGAGCAGGAGCAUGGGCGGCUUGCACCAGAAGGGGGACCCAGCAGUUUGCAUCAGGAAGUCACUGUUACACAAGGAGCUAGAGUCUGAGGACCAAGGGAAAGACCUAAGAAGUAACACUGAUGAGGCUAUCUGUCAGGCGAGCCUAGAGGAAGACAGAAAGAAAAAGAACCAGGAUGAGCCGGGGAAACUGGACCACAAGACUGGGAAAUCAGACACAGCCAAGAGUGACUCAGAGUCCAGUGCCACAGGGAAACAGGAUGACGCCUGCAAAGUGACCUCAGUGGCCGAGGAGCAGGAGUCAGAGUCCACGAAGCUGAAUCCCCUGCUAGAAAAACAGAAACCAUCUAUGUUUGUGGAGAUCGACCUGGGGGACCAUACUGAGGAAGAAGUAAUCACCUGUGCUGUGAGAGAAGAGAAGAGCGCCCCGAAGGACACAGGGGACUUGUCAGAAGACGAGACAAGGACCAGCUGGGUGUGCUGCAUCCCAUACUCCACAAGGAAGAAGGCAAAGGAAACUGCCAAUGCUUUGGAGAAGAACCACCAGUCAUCUCAGGACAGGACCCCUCUGACUCAGCCGCUAGUACAGCAAUCUGGGGACUAA